CGUUGAACACUUACUAAAGAGUGGUCCUUCCGGUCUGGUCUGCAAUAACUUUUAAAUUACGCGCUCUUCAGUUAUUAUGCAGCACUGGUUCUAGCUCAUCUAUCGGUAAUCGGUAGGAAGCGCAGUUGCCAGAUUGCUUCAAAACAACAUUUUUCAACGGUAUUUGAUGCUAAUCAAAGUUUGGUCACACUGCUCGAAAAAGAAGACAUUUUGUCAGAAGAAGUUUAUUUUUAAGUGAUUUUGUGUGUUUAAACGCUGUUUUGAGAACUUUGGAAUCAUGACCGACGACUGGCAGAGCCAGAAGUUCCGCCAGAAUGUCAUCUCCAAGAUCCACGACUUGUUGCCACCGAACGCCCAGGAUCAGUCGAAAAAUGCCGGCGUUAUGGAAAAUCACAUUUUCCGCAAGUCACGCAGCAAGGAUGAGUAUCUCGGCCUGGUGGCCAAGCUCUUUAUGCACUACAAGGACAUGUCCCGCAAGUCGCAGCAGCAGCAGCAGCAACAACAACAACAACAGCAGCAGCAGCAGGGCGGCGGAGGGGGCCAGCCGCCGAAUCCCGAGAUGGGCGGCGGUACCAACAUGAUGCAGGAUCCGCUGAAUGCCCUCCAAAACCUGGCCAGCCAGGGCAAUCGCAAUCCCCAAAUGAUGCCCAUGGGCGCUGGCGGUGUGGGUGCUCCCGUGCCCGGUGGUCCCGGCACUGCCUCCAAUCUCCUUCAAUCGCUGAAUCAGCAGCGUCCGGGAGUCCAGCAGCAAAUGCAACCCAUGGCCAAUAUCCGUGGGCAAAUGCCCGGUGGCCAGCAGAUGCAAAUGCAGGGCGGUGGCGGGGGCGUAAUGAUGGGCGGCGGAGGAGCUGUCGUUGGCGCCCAGAACCAGGGACAGCUGGUGGGAAAUCCCAAUCAGCAGAUGGUAGGUGGCGGCGGCGGUGGUGUAAUGCCCAACCAGAUGGUGGGACCGGGUCCAAACAGUGGCCCCGCUGUCGGAGUCGUUGGACCCGCAGGUCCAGGAGCUGCAGGCGUCGGAGGUCCCGGCGUCGGAGGUCCCGGCGUGCCCAAUCAAAUGCAAAGCGGUGGACCAAUGAACGUGAAUGCCAUGCAACAGAUGCCACCAAUGCAGCAGAUCCAACAGAAUCAGAUUGUGAUGGGCAUGAAUCCCAUGAUGCGCAUGGGCCAGGGCAAUGGCAUGGGCGGCCCCCAGGUAAUGCCCGGCCAGGGUAUGCAGGGUAUGCCCCCAAACAUGCAGCAGGGCCCCGCAGGACAGCAGCAGCAGCAGGUGGUCGGUGGCGGAGCCGGCCUGCCGCCCAAUGCCGUGCAACAGCAACAGCAGCAGGUGGGCAUGGGAAUGGGAGUGAAUAUGCCGCCGAAUCUCCAGCAGAAACCCAAUAUGGCAAUGGGCCAGGCAGGUGGUCAAAUGUUUCCCGGCAAUCGGGUAGGACAGCAGCAACCGGGACAGCCCUUUAUGCGUUCCAGUCCAUCGCCAGCGGAUGCCCAGCAAUUGCAACAGCAGCAGCAGCAGGCACAGCUCCAGCAGAUGCAGCAACAACAGCAGCAGCAGCAGCCAACGCAGCAACAGCCACCCACACCGCAGCAGAUGAACACGGCCAAUAUGAUACCCAGCCCGGCACUGGUGCCCCAGUCCAGUCCGCAGAUGAUGCAAAUGCAGAACCCCCAGCAGCGUAACAACCUGCGGCAGCAGUCGCCGAGCGCAUCAAUCAAUACGCCGGGCCAGGUGACCGGCAACAGUCCGUUCAAUCCCCAAGAGGAGGCCCUGUACCGGGAGAAGUACAAGCAGCUGACCAAAUACAUAGAACCGCUCAAAAGGAUGCUGGCCAAGAUCAGCAACGAUGGAACCAAUGUGGAGAAAAUGACCAAGAUGAGUAAGCUGCUGGAGAUUCUGUGCAAUCCCACACAGCGUGUGCCCCUAGAAACCCUUCUCAAGUGCGAAAAGGCACUGGAGAAGAUGGAUCUCAUCUCCUAUUCCGGCCAGCAGUUUGGGAAAUCCUCUAACCCACUGCUGGAAGUGAUCAAUACCACCCUGCAAAGUCCUGUGGCAAAUCACACGCUGCAUCGCACAUUCCGACCCACCUUGGAACUGCUCUUUGGCACCGAUAUAGCGGCACCAGUGCCCGCCAAGCGACCCCGAGUGGAGGAGAAGAAGAGCACGGCCUUCGAACAGGAUGUGCCGCAUGUCCUCCAGGGCGAGAUUGCCCGCUUGGAUAGCAAGUUCAAAGUCAAACUGGAUACCACAACGCAGAUAAAUAAUAAGGCCAUACGCUUGAUUUGUUGCCUCGACGACAAGCGAUUGCCCAGCGUUCCUCCUGUGAGUGUGAGCGUCCCCGAAGAGUAUCCAUGGCAGGCACCGGAUUGUUCCCUAACGGAGCAGGAAUACUCCGCCUCGCCCUUCCUGCAAACGGUGCAGCAAGCCCUGAUUGCACGCAUGUCCAAGUUGCCCAAGAAUUACUCGCUGUCCCAUCUGCUGGACACCUGGGAGAUGGCGGUGAGGCAGGCCUGCUCGCCGCAGGCCAAGCCCAAGGCUGUUUGUGAAUUCACAACGCUGUUGGGUGUUUGAUUAGAAUUUAAAUUAAGGAUUGAGAGUGCAAUAGCUGAGAAAUAAACAAAAUCAAAGCAGAAGAUGUCGGGCUUAAUCAAAAACUCAUCAUCAAAGUGAAAACACUUCUAAAUCGGUGACUAAAUUUUUUCGAAGAAUUCAAAAAUCAUUUCCAUUUCAUCAUUUCACAUUCGACCAAUCAAUUUUCAAAAUUUAUACAGUGGUAAGUCUGAGGCUUUAGUUUACCCCUUUUCAUCCAAUACUAUUCCACAAUGAUUCCCUUAUUCUUGGUAAAAAUAUUAUAUAGAUUUAUCCAUAGUGGUAAAUAUGAUCUUCGGGAUAUAGUAUUUAGGAUAACAUUUCCUAUAUACUUUAUAUGCAGGG
Drosophila serrata is the source of this 2926-nucleotide messenger RNA. RefSeq names its product mediator complex subunit 15 (gene MED15). Gene Ontology annotation, molecular function: transcription coregulator activity. The record is from RefSeq and is a predicted model, not a curated record. Gene Ontology annotation, biological process: regulation of DNA-templated transcription. Lineage: Eukaryota; Metazoa; Arthropoda; Insecta; Diptera; Drosophilidae.